Symbiodinium sp. CCMP2592 is the source of this 876-nucleotide messenger RNA. NCBI's taxonomy places the organism in Eukaryota, Dinophyceae, Suessiales, Symbiodiniaceae. The record is from the annotation of a GenBank genome assembly.
AUGCCAAAGAUGCCGUGGGUGUGGGUCUGCGACCAGAAAGCACCCGCAAAGCCAAAAAAGCUGCCGGUCCCCAAGUACUUCCAGCAUGGCAAUGAGCACGCUGGAAAGCUGACCUGGGAGAGCAUUCUGAGAUGGCUUAGCCGAGGAGUGGAGCGGCAGGUGACCUCUAUCUGGAUAGCAGUCGAGCGACCGGGAGGUUCUGACUGGUCACUAGACGAGGUGGCGGUGCUAGAUAGCUCGCCUUUCAGGGACGGCACGCUGGUCGUCGUUUGUUGCGCCAACGAGAGGCUGAACCCGAAUCUGUCCGGGCUGCUGCCAGCGCCCGCAAAGCUUCGCACGCGGUUGAGCGACGCUGCCCAAGCACAGUCCGCCAAGAUGUGGAAGUCUGCGAAGUCGCGAAUGAUGGCGACGAUGGCCCUGAGCCGCGCAACCAACGUUUUCAGCAAGAGGAACUCGGAUGAGAGUGAUGGAUCAUCGCUUUGGACCCGAGAUGAAACGCAGGCGGACCAGGCCACUAGAAUGGACUCCGCUCGAGACAAUUCUGGCACCGGCUCCAUUUCUCUGAAGUCGGCGAUCAAGAAGGAUGCGAGCAAGAAAAAGCUUCGCUUCGACAUCGAAGGCGGCGAAGCAGAGGAGUCGUUUCUGGAACUGUUGCCGCCGGUCAGUGCCGACCCGCCCGCGGCCGACCUAAACAAGCCAAAGACGCCAUGGCUACUGCAUGCCAUGGACAUAGAGCCAUGCGGGGACAACGCGGUGAGUCGCGGGACUCAAACGGAGACCGUGGCCAAGGCGAGCCCAAGACCGUGCUGCAGAUUCGGCGCUUGUGGCUACGGUGUGGAAGAGGAUGAGGAGACGGAGGUCUGGCUGACAGCCUGA